UUUUCAGCACGCGAUUCAGACACUAUAAAUAGACCCCUUAUGUUAUUUUCUCACUCCAAGACCACGAACUCAGCCCUAAAAUCGCCCCUCUACCUUCUCUAUUCAAUCUCUCACCCAAAUUCUUGGAUUUGCACAUCAAACACCUCAAAUCUCCAAGAUCCAAGAGUUUUCUUCCUCAAAAUCACAAGAUUCUUGCAUUUGGUGAACCAAUGAUCUUGUAUCCAAGUAUGGGUGAAGCUUGUCUUUGAAGGAUUCAAGCUUAUUGCUCUUGGUAGACUUAGGGUUUUGCUCAAAACCCAUUGUGGUACAAAGCAAGGAAAUUGGCAUGGCAUGCAUCUCGUGCUUGUUGAUCAUAUGUUUUGAAGGGAAGCUCGUUGGAAUUUACCCAAAGUAGAAUUUCAAUUAAAAGACUUCAUGGUUCCAUCUGUUGAGUCAAUUAUCCAUUUGCACUCACUCAAUCUCUACCACUCAAUCAUGAGUUUGCUAUUUCUUGUGGUCUGGCCGGAUCUUCAUCUUCUCCACUCCUACAAUUUAUUCAGAUCCCGCCAAUAUGCCCAAAGAUUGGUUGAUCGAUAUAGAUCAAUCAACCAUGGAGUUAAUUCUUGAAAGCAUUAAAGUAGGACUUCAAAGUUGAAAAAAAGAGUAUGCCUAAUUUAUUCAAAUAUAGAGAGCUUUCUCUUCUCAAAUUUGAGUUGCAUCAACUAAUCAAAUAGACAUUGUGGCAUUCAGAAUAUAUAAAUCCACAAAUUCUAGUGCCUCCUCAACUUGCCACAAGGAUACAAAGAGCUUUAUUUAUCUUCUCUCAAAUUUGAAUCCCAUCAAGUACACAUUACUUUUGGAAGUAUCAGAAGAGCUCUAACGCCCUAGCAGAAAAAUGUGUACUCCGCAAGGCAUAAUUGAGCAUUUGGGAUGUAUGGUCUUUGAUGAAGCCGUCACAGCAGUGACUAAAGCAGGAAAAUACGUUUGUCAUUACAGAACAAACUUGGACAAUUUGCAAAGGGAAAUGACAACUCUUGAAGUUCGUAGGGAAAAAAUUGAAAGGGAAGUAAAAGAGGCCCAUGAUCGCGGUGAAGAGAUUGAGGAGGAUGUUUUACAAUGGCAAAAAGACGUGGACACAAUGAAGAAUUACGUUCAGAACCUUGUGGGGCAAAGUACAGACGAGGCAGAAAUGCACUGCUUUGCAUGCUCAUGUCCUAACAUCAAGUGGAGGUACCGAUUGAGCAAACAAGCAGAAGAGAAGAUCGAGGAUGUCAAGAAACUCGCUCAGGAAAGCCAUUUUGAUAAAAUUUCACGCCCUAAGCCGCCUCCUCCAGAACUUGAAUUUCCAUCUGCCGAGAAUUUUAUUCACUUGGAUUCUCGGACACCAAUUCUUGAGGAUAUUGUGGGUGCGUUAAGAGAUCCCGAAGUUAAAAUGAUUGGCGUGUAUGGGCUAGGAGGGGUCGGUAAGACCACAUUAGUCGAGAAGGUCGCCAAGAAAAUGCUAGAUGAUGGAACUUUUAAGCAAGUCCCGCUAGUAGCUGUCUCUAAGGAUCACAAUGUGAAGGACAUACAAAAAAAACUAGCAGACAAAUUGAAUUUAACAUUGGAUGCCACGAAGGAUGAAAAGGGAAAGUUGUGGAAUAAAUUCAAGAAUGGCGAGAAAUAUCUAGUAAUAUUGGAUGAUAUUUGGGAAGAGGUGGACCUGAAGGCAAUAGGUAUUCCUGUCAUGGAAGGAAAUAUAGGGUGUAAAGUUCUGCUAGCGUCUCGAAAGGAAGAUUUGUUAAGAAUCACAAUGAAAGCUGAUAGAAAUUUUCCAAUUGCAGAGCUACCGGAGGGAGAAGGAUGGAACCUAUUCAAGAAGAAGAUAGGAAACACUAUCGAGUCUCGGCCAGAAAUAGAUUCCCUAGCACACGAAGUGUGUAGAAAAUGCAAAGGAUUGCCAGUUGCCAUAAAUGCUCUUGGAGCCGCAGUAAAAGAUAGGCCAUACCACACGUGGAAGAAUGCUUUGGAUAAGCUAGAGAGGCACAUGCUCACACAAAUUGAAGGUAUUAACCGAAGUGUUUGGGCCACCUUAUGGGUAAGUUAUGAUAUGUUACCGUCAUCGGAUGCGCAAUCCUGUUUCUUGCUCUGCUGUUUAUUUGCUGAGGAUGCUAAGAUUUCGAUUGACGAAUUGACGAGACACUGCAUGGCAAGGAGUUUGCUUGCUCAAAACCCUCGUACAUUUGAUGAAGCAAGAACUGCCAUGUGUACAGUGGUUGAUGUCCUCAAAUCAGCUUCUUUGUUGUCAACUGAAGAUCAUGAAACUAUUGUCAAAAUUCAUGAUGUCAUAAGAGAUGUUGGAAUCUCAAUUGCACGUGAGAAAGAAGCAUUUCUGGUAGAUCAUGGUGCCCUUCAAUGGCCACGGAAUCCCACAAAUGGCCCAUUGUACAAAGCAAUGUCUUUAAGUUUCAAAAAUGUUAAACAUCUUCCAGAUGGGUUGGUAUAUCCAGAACUAGAAACUUUAAUGGUUGACAAUAGCGAACUUGCCGAUAUUGAGGUUCCAGACAAUUUUUUCAAUGGAAUGAUGCAACUUACAGUGUUGACUUUUACUCGAAUGCAUAUGCAGCGACUCCCGUCAUCACUUGUAAAAUUAACAAACCUUCGGAUGCUGUAUCUGAAUAGAUGUGAGUUGGAAGAUAUUGCUAUACUUAAGGACCUAAAGAAUGACCUUGAAGUGCUUAGCCUUCGGGGUUCUAAUAUUGAGGCGUUGCCAUCGGAGAUCAGACAGUUGACUAGUCUACGGGUGUUAGACCUCCAAGAUUGUAACAAACUCAAGGUGAUUCCACGAGGUGUCACAUCCAAUUUAACUAGCCUGGAGGAAUUGUACUUUCCAGAAAACUUUGACAAAUGGGGCGCCACAAUUGACGAGCAACAAGACACGAGCAGUAGAGAAAAUUUGAACCUCGAGGAGCUGAGACGGUCAUUGAGUACUGAUAAAUUAACCACUUUACACUUCUAUAUACCAGAUGUCAUGCUAUUACCCAAGGAGGACCUAAUAUUUGUGAACCUGAAGAGAUUUAAGAUAUCAGUGGGUUCGAUAUUCAAUUAUUCAGAAAAAUUAAUUUCUGGAAGAUGCAUGUUGAAACUAGAAGGUAUUCAGUUAAGAAAUGAGUUUAUCCCUUUGGUGGACAAAGCUGACGUGUUAGUCCUCCGUGAGAUUGAGGGUUUGAAGAAAGUGUUUCAUGACAAAAUUGUUGGAAAUAGAUUUCUUGACUUGAAAUACCUCAAAGUUACAUCAUGUGUUGAGGACUUGGAAUAUCUUAUUGGUGAGUCAAAAUCAUCAGGGCAAAGUCAUGAGCUGCAUCGCUUACAGUCGUUCAAUAAUUUAACUGUGUUAAUUAUUGAAGAUUGUAAGUCAAAGUAUCUCUUCUCCCCAACCACCGCGAAAGGACUUAUUCACCUUGAAGAGCUAGAAGUAAGAUCGUGCAAAAUCAUGGAGGGAAUAGUUAGAUUUGAAAGACGAAAUGAUGAAGAUGAACUCACCAGUGAGGUGAAGUUCAGUAAACUGAAGCAGCUGAAAUUGAAAGAUCUACCAAAUCUCUUAAGCUUUUAUGCCCAAAAGGAGAAGAUGGAAAUAAUCAUGGGAAGCUCUUCUUCCUGUGCCCAACCUCUUUUCAGUGAAAAGGUUAUUUUUCCUGUCUUGGAGAGAUUGAUCAUUGAUGAGCUGGGUAACAUAAUAAAGAUUUGGGACAAGCAAUCAAUAGCUGUUUUGGAAGAACAAGGGUCUUUUUGCCAACUGAGGGAUUUGGAGGUCAGCCGUUGCAGUAAACUAAUGCACGUGUUUCCGUCCAAUAUGCAUCCAUUAUUAAAGAAUCUAAAAUUUCUAGAAGUGCAAUACUGUGAAACCAUGAAGGGAAUAGCUGAAUUUGAGGGAGAAAUAAAAGAAGAUGUACUUAAAAAUGAGGUUGCUUCCCCUGCCCAAAAACAUUUAGAGAUUGAAUCCUGGUGCAGACCUGUGAACAAUGAUGACAUCAUUGUGUUCCCUCGGUUAAAGAGAGUGAAACUUUGGACAUUGCCUAAGCUCAAAAGUUUCUAUACUGAAACGCAAGGCUUCUUCUCCCACAAGGUUAUUUUCCCUGUCUUGAUGAGAUUGAUCAUUGAUGGACUGGGUAACACAAUAAAGAUUUGGGACAAGCAAUCAAUUGCAGUUUUGAAAGAACAAGGGUCUUUCUGCCAACUGACGAGUUUGGAGGUCAGACGUUGCAGUAAACUGAUGCAUGUGUUUCCGUCCAAUAUGCAUCCACUGGUAAAGAAUCUACAUCAUCUAGAAGUAAGUGAUUGUGAAAUCAUGAAGGGAAUAGCUGAAUUUGAGGGAGAAAUAGAUGAAGAUGGACUUAGAAAUGAGGUUGCUUCCCUUGCUCAAGAACAUUUAGAGAUGGUUGAGGUAACAGAGAUUCAGGAGAAGCAACCACUCCCAAAACCCAGAAAAGAAGUUGAAUCCUUGUGCAAACUUAUAAGCAUUCGUAUUAAAAAGUGUAACGAAUUGUUGUAUGUAUUUCCCUCCCAUAUGCUUCCUCAGAAUCUGCAAGGACUCUGGAUAGAAGAAUGUGACGAGUUGGAGGUGAUAUUCUCAACGGACCCGAAGGAGGAGAAAGAAGCAAUCAACGAUGACAUCAUUGUGUUCCCUCGGUUAGAGAGAGUGACACUUUGCCAUUUGCCUAAGCUCAGAAGUUUCUAUACUGAAACGCAAGGCUUCUUCUCCCACAAGGUUGCUUUUCCUGUCCUGCAAAAUUUGUAUUUUCAUAAUUUAGAUAAGAUAACAAGGAUUUGGGACAACCAACCACUCUCAGAACCAGAAAAAGAAGCUAAAUCCUUCUGGCAACUUAUGAAGAUUAAUGUUUGUUAUUGUAACCAAUUGGAGAAUGUGUUGCCCUGCUAUAUGCUUCCUCAGUUAAAGAAUCUGCAAGAACUCAGUAUGUGGAAUUGUACGAAGGUGGAGGUGAUAAUCUCAAACCAUCCGAAGGAGAAAGAAGCCACCAACAACAAUGAUACCAUUCGGUUCCCUCAGUUUAAGACUCUUCAACUCGGGGAUUUGCCUAAUCUCAAAAGUUUCAUAUGUUGUGAAACGCAACUCUUGUUCUCCAACAAGGUUAUUUUCCCCGUGUUGAAGAAAUUGAGCAUUCAAAAGGUGCAUAAAAUAAUUGAGAUUUGGGACAAGCAAUCAAUAGCAGUCUUAGAAGAACAAGGGUCUUUCUGCCAACUGACGGAUUUGGAUGUCUCCGAAUGCGAGAAACUGAUGCAUGUGUUUCCUUUCAAAAUGCAUUCACCAUUAAAGAAUCUGAAGGUACUACGCGUGAGUGAUUGUCCAACCAUGGAGGGAAUAGUUGAAUUUGAGGGAGAGAUAGAUGAAGAUGGACUCAAAAAUGAGGAUGCAUUCCCAGUGUUGGAGGAAAUAUAUCUCGAUGAAGAUUCAGAGAUUUUGCGAGACGGGACUUAUACGAAAGAGAACAACAAAAUGGCAGACACUUCUGCUGCUCAAGCUAGGAAAGGCAAAGAUAUCCAAGGAAUUCCUUGGGAGAGGCUUAAUAUCACAAGGGAAAAGUAUAGGCAAACUAGGUUAGAACAGUACGAGAAUUAUGAGAACAUCCCUCAAUCUGGCAAGCGGUCAGAGAAAGAUUGCAAUGUCACAAUGAAAGGGGGUAUGUAUUAUGAGUUCAGACGUAAUUCAAGAUCUGUGAAAUCAACGAUACCUCAUCUCCAGAUAAGGAACAUGGUUUGGGCUACAUCAAAGCAUGAUGUUUACCUUAUGUCACAUUUUUCUGUUACUCAUUGGUCUGCAUUAACUUGUAACAAGACUGAGGUUCUUAAUGUUUCUGGUCAUGUCGCACCAUGUGAGAAACAUCCAGGAAGUCUACUGGAAGGAUUUACCCGGACUGAAGUUAGCACACUUGCAGUAAAAGAUAGGUUACUUGUUGCUGGGGGGUUUCAGGGAGAACUCAUUUGCAAGAAUUUAGAUAGACCUGGAGUUUGCUUCUGCACGAGGACAACAGACGUUAACGCAGUUACUAAUGUAGUAGAGAUCUACAACUCUCAGAGUGGUGCAGUUCAUUUCACAGUUGCCAACAAUGAUUGUGGAGUCAGAGACUUUGAUAUGGAAAAAUUUCAGCUAUCUAAACAUUUCAGCUUUCCUUGGCCAGUGAAUCACACUUCUUUGAGUCCUGAUGGGAAACAUCGUAUAAUUGUUGGAGAUAGCCCAGAGGGUAUGUUGGUGGACUCCGGAACUGGGAAGAUGGUCGCGUCUUUGGUUGGUCACUUGGAUUUCUCAACUGCAUCAGCAUGGCACCCUGAUGGCCUCACCUUUGCUACUGGGAAUCAGGACAAAACCUGCCGGAUUUGGGAUGCCCGAAACCUAUCCAAGUCAGUGGCGGCUUUGAAAGGGAAUCUCGGAGCCAUCCGAUCGAUUCGCUACUCAUCCGAUGGUCGUUUCCUGGCAAUGGCAGAGCCUGCCGAUUUCGUCCAUGUUUUCGAUGCCAAAAGUGGGUAUGAGAAGGAACAAGAGAUCGAUUUCUUUGGCGAGAUAUCUGGCAUGUCUUUCAGUCCUGACACGGAAUCGCUCUUUAUUGGAGUGUGUAGCCCUAUAUAUGGUGGCCUUCUUGGAGUGUGUGACCCUACAUAUGGUGGUGGCCUUCUUGAGUUUGGCCGACGAAGGAAUAACUCAUGCCCUGAUUCUAUCAUCUGAGUGGGUGAUUGGACCUCUCUGCAAAUAAGUGUACAAAUAAAUAUGCAAAGGGGGGCUCUCUCAUUCUAUCAUCUCAGUUUGGCAUAAAAAUGUAAUUAAUGUGUUGUGGGAUUUAGGUUGUUAGUGUUCUUUAGUAGGAGUGUUCUGUUUGGAGUGAUUAUGAGUCAUCGGAGGCUGAGAAGCGUUGGUCAUGCGAACGGAGAAACUUGAACUGGGAUUACUCAAAGAUGUGUCAUUUCAUGUCCUGAUUUUGAGAUAUUGUAAUGGUUGCAUUUUUUUGGAUAACUAUAUGCUUAUAUUUCGUCAUGGUAAAUCUUUUGUAAUGGUUUUUUUUAUGAAACUCUUUGUA
Rhododendron vialii is the source of this 7046-nucleotide messenger RNA. RefSeq lists its product as uncharacterized. The record is from RefSeq and is a predicted model, not a curated record. The coding region runs from base 875 to 6697 and encodes 1940 amino acids. The transcript has 22 exons. Gene Ontology annotation, molecular function: protein binding; ADP binding. Lineage: Eukaryota; Viridiplantae; Streptophyta; Magnoliopsida; Ericales; Ericaceae.